This is a messenger RNA of Gastrolobium bilobum, 1606 nucleotides long. Its product is annotated as pantothenate kinase 1. Gene Ontology annotation, molecular function: ATP binding; pantothenate kinase activity. The record is from RefSeq and is a predicted model, not a curated record. Bases 100 to 1338 code for a protein of 412 amino acids. Gene Ontology annotation, cellular component: nucleus; cytosol. Gene Ontology annotation, biological process: coenzyme A biosynthetic process. Lineage: Eukaryota; Viridiplantae; Streptophyta; Magnoliopsida; Fabales; Fabaceae. The transcript has 10 exons.
AUUUUAUCACAACGACGAGUCUAAUAAGUCUAACCAAUAUACCCAUUUAUUUAUUGUAAAUACGGCUAAGAAUAAUAGAGAGUGUGAAUAACAAAAACUAUGGAUCCCAGAGAGAUUCAAACUGAAGCAAAUUCGGAUCCUAACCAAUCAACUCAUGUAUAUCAUCUGGCUUUGGAUAUUGGGGGAUCCCUCGCCAAGUUAGUUUACUUCACAAAAGAUGAUGAUCAUUUUGUUGAUGGUGAGGAGGGGAAAUCUCCUAGAAAGGCUUUGGAGAAAUCCAAAGGCAGGAGGAACUAUCCCGUUCUUCAUGGGAGGCUCAAUUUUAAGAAGUUUGAAACAAGCAAGAUAAAUGAUUGCAUAGAAUUUAUCAAGACCAUGAAACUUUGUCUUGGAGGUAGUCAGCAGCAAGAAAAUCCUGGAAGUCAGCCAAUAGCUCUUAAGGCCACAGGUGGUGGUGCAUAUGUAUAUACAGACCUCUUCAAGGAUAGACUGGGGAUCAUUCUUGACAAGGAAGAUGAAAUGGAUUGUCUUGUUGCCGGAGCAAAUUUUCUUCUUGAGGUGGUCCCCCAGGAAGCAUUUACCUAUAUGGGUGAUCAAAAGCAAUUUGUGCAGAUUGACCAGAAUGAACUGUAUCCCUAUCUUCUUGUUAAUAUUGGGUCUGGAGUUAGCAUGAUCAAGGUGGAAGGAGAUGGAAAGUUUGAACGAGUUAGUGGAACAAGUAUAGGUGGAGGCACUUUCUGGGGUUUAGGAAAGCUUUUAACUAAGUGCAAGAGUUUUGAUGAGUUGCUGGAAUUAAGUUAUCGGGGGAACAACAGAGCAGUAGAUAUGCUUGUUGGAGAUAUUUAUGGUGGAAUGGACUAUUCAAAGAUAGGUCUUUCAUCAACUGCAAUAGCCUCUAGUUUUGGAAGGGCAAUGUCUGACAAUAAGGACUGUAAAGAUUACAAACCUGAAGAUAUUGCUCGAUCUCUUCUAAGAAUGAUCUCAAAUAAUAUUGGACAGAUCUCUUACUUAAAUGCCCUUCGAUUUGGGCUGAAGAGGAUUUUUUUUGGUGGAUUUUUUAUUCGGAGGCAUCCUUUUACGAUGGACACAUUAUCUGUUGCUGUUAAUUUCUGGUCUAAAGGUGAGGCCAAAGCAAUGUUUUUGCGGCAUGAAGGGUUUCUUGGAGCUAUGGGUGCCUUUAUGAGUUCUGAUAAACAUGGCCUCAAGGAAUUAUUGGUCAAUCAAGUGGUGCAACGAACUCCAAACAAGUUAUCCUUUGCUUUGGAUAAAAUACAUGGUCCACUAGAUGGGGAAUUAAAUGGAGAUGAAAGUAUAGAGUGCAGUGUCUAUGCUGCUUAGAUGAAGCAAUCCUUCGUUGCUUGCAUGACUUGUAGAUAGAACUUCUAUAGUUUGAUUCUGUAAAAUGGUCGAAAGUAGUAAUUAUAAUAAGUGAUUGACUUAGAAUUAAAGGAAAUCAUAAAAUUAGAAUGUCAACUCCGAAGUGAAUGUCAUUGUUUAACUCUUUCACUUGAUGCAUUGUGUUGUAUAACACAGCUAGUGAUUUGUAUGAAUACAUAAACUGUAAUCUUCUUCCUCAUUUAAUGAGAUACCCCCGGUUCUUUGGUUC